Messenger RNA from Lates calcarifer (barramundi perch), 6017 nucleotides. Its product is annotated as rho GTPase-activating protein 29. Gene Ontology annotation, cellular component: cytoplasm. Gene Ontology annotation, molecular function: GTPase activator activity. Gene Ontology annotation, biological process: signal transduction; activation of GTPase activity. NCBI's taxonomy places the organism in Eukaryota, Metazoa, Chordata, Actinopteri, Centropomidae. Bases 1659 to 5288 code for a protein of 1209 amino acids. The record is from RefSeq and is a predicted model, not a curated record. The transcript is spliced from 20 exons.
GGGGUGCUUUACAUCACCUCACUCCCUGGCUGGACUGUCCCUAAUGGCCAGACAAUACUAGCACAUCCAGAAAGCCAGAGGAGAACUGAAAAGGAGACUGAAAGAAGAAUGAAUCAGUGAGACGUCAGAGAUCAAGACUCCAAGGUUUGGAUGAUAACAGGUCUUGCGCACCUCUCUGUCUUCAGAGUGUGUUGUCUUCUUACUCAUGUUGCUCUUUUGAUGCUUGGUCAUGACACUUAGGGCAUUUGGACAGCUGCCAGAAUUUACUGGAAAAAAAUCCUCCUCCCACCCCCUCUCUCCAAACACAUGGUUGCCUAACCAGUUUCAAAUGCCAUUUACAUGUCAGUGCUAUCCAGUCAAGGUGUUCUCCUUCUAUUGUUUUUCCAUUUGACACCUCAGACACAUUUUUAAUAAACCUGAAAAUGUCAAGAACAUAUUCAGUGCCAUUCAUCCGCAUAAUGCACAGGGUUUCAGUCUAGACAGAGACAACUAUUGUAUCACCCAUCCUCCUCUGUUUGUGUGUCAUCAAAGAUAUGAUCUUUGCAAUGGCUUUCAUUGGCCUAAACCAGACGCAGACAAGGUUUCUAUCCUGGUCACAUCUAAGAGAGUGUUCAUUUUCCCCUCUCCUUGCUGAAAAAAAAAACAAACUUCAGGGCACUGCAAUAAAAGUGUCAACCUCCUCAACUUAUUGAAAUUCUUUCCUUGCUUUCUUUCCCCCUUUGUCUAGAGAAGAUGCUGGCAGCUGACAGAGUGUAUUUGUUUACUGCAAUCAAUCUUGUAUGUGCAUGCCAAAGAUUUUUUCUUUUACUGUGCAGAUAAACAUAUUGUAGGUUUAUUUAAUUAAACUAAUAAAGUCAUGCUGCUCUGUGUUAAUGGAGACUCUUUUCUGCAUUUAAUAUGAUCGUUUUUUAGUUUGCCUUCCUAAUAAACCUGUUAUAUUUGAGUAAACUUUUGUUUACUCAUAUUAUAUCACAACAUAAUUAUCAGAAAAUUUUUAUUUUCUAUUUUAAUUCACUCAGGGUCUUUUUUUAGGGGUUAAUUGUCCCAGUUAUGGCUCAACUGUGAGAAAACAAUGGCCCCUGUACUUGAAUGAUGCAGUUUCCAUAUUUCAAUGGUGACAAGGGGGGCAGAGCUCUGGAAUCAUUGUUAUGAGACCCACAGGAUGUCCUGAGGAAGAAGUCAGUGCAAAGUUGUACGCUAGCAUUCAGGGCCAGGGAGGUGCUCGGCAGGGAGGCUCGCUCCACUGCGUCUCUUCUCUUUUGGUGUCUCCCAGAAGAGUCUCCCUGGAACAAGGGGUUGCCUCCCCGACCCAGAAUGCCAUGACCUUUCUGUGCUUCUUCAUAGGUUGGGAAUUCACAAUUACCCAGCCACCACUGACAUGGAUUGAUUUUGCGCUCAUGAAGAGAAAAUGGAAGCACAAAAGCUAGCGAGCAGCCUCGAAACUGGAACUGCUUAGAGCUUUGCUUUUUUCCCAGCAACUGAUUCAUAUUGUUGAGGUUUUCUGGUCCUGGUCUAGACUGUGAUGCCAGGUGACAGAGAGAAAAGGCGUUAACUUCAAGGAAGUGAACCCAGAAUACAAAAAAGCUAUAUUUGGCGAGAUACACUCAUCCAUCGACACUUUGGCUUUCACAUUUGGCAAUGUAGUUUCUGACUUCCUUAUGGGAGAUGUGGACAGCGGUUCAGGGUUGGGGAUCCCCCAGACCAGGAGAAGCAGGUCUUUUGACAACCUCUCUGUGGAUCCUGAGGAAUAUGUCUCAGAGAAAAGUGACCUUGUGGGCCCAGAGGUGUCAUUGUCACGGGAGGAAGAAGUUGACUUGACCCUGCUGAAGAAUGACAGUGGAGUGGAGUCCGCUCUACUCUACGCUAAGGCCUGGUCCAAGUAUAUCAAAGACCUUCUGGCCUGGAUGGAGAAAAGAAUUGCCAUGGAUAUUGAGUAUGCUAAAAGUUAUGCCAAAAUGGCUGAGUCUGCUAAGACACUGGCCAGUCAACAGGACUACAUGCCAUUCAGCGAAAUCUACGUUUCAACAUUCAAGAAUGACAUUGAAUACAACCAGCUGCUUAUUCAAACUGCAAUGGCCCUUCAAACCAAUAAAUUCAUACAGCCUCUUCUGGCUCGCAAGAAUGAACUGGACAAGCUGAGGAAAGACAUCAAGGAGCAGUGGCAGAGGGAGCAAAAGAAAAUGCAAGAGGCAGAUGCAACCUUGCGUAAGGCACGAGCACUCAAGUCCCAGAGGAGAGAAGAGUACCAGAAAGCACACUCUUCUACCAACCGCUCCCAGGAGGACCAGUCUAAUAAUUCCGGUAACAAACAGCUGGAGAAGAAAAGGAGGCUCGAGGAGGAGGCCCUGCAGAAGGCGGAGGAGGCCCAGGACCAGUACCAGAGCUGUAUGGCUGACGCAGGCGUCAGGAGGAUGGAUCUGGCCAACGCUAAGAGCACCAUCCUCACACAGAUCCGAGAGAUGGUGUUCCAGUGUGACCUCACACUCAAAGCUGUGACAGUGAAUUGGUUUCAGAUGCAGCAGGCACAGACUGUGUCAUUCCCUGCCCACUACCAGGCCCUGAGUGACAGUGCCAAGUUGUACGAACCGGGUGAAUGCUAUGCUGAGUUUGCCCGCAACCUACCCAAAAAUCUGCCUAAAGAGCGUCUGCACUCUGACUCCAUCUCAUCUGACAAUACCAGGUUUCUGUUCAACAAAAGGUCAGUGGGCAGCACUCACUCCUCCCAUGGCAACCUGUCGCAGGCAUCUAUCACCUCCUGUGACGUGCUGAGCGGAGAUGAAGUGGACAAUCCAUUACACCGGCCAGCAAAGAUCAGUGAGCAGAGGUCCAACAGCAGCACAGACAUACAAGCGCUAAGAAGCCAGAUCCCGCUGAGAGCCUGGGCCUCCAGCAGUCAGGGAAGCCAGGGCGGGAUGUGCAGUGACUCGGAGAGUGCUGGAGGCAGCAGCGAAUCGAGGUCCAUGGACUCCCCCACCGCCAGUCCUGGUGACUUCAAACGACGGCUACCCAGAACCCCCUCUACUGGAACGAUGUCCUCUGCUGAUGACUUAGAUGAGAGGGAGCCACCAUCACCCUCAGACAAUGGUCUGGCAGAGAUGGUGACAGAGACGGCCAGUUCUCCUGGUCCUUUCCGAAAUGCUCAGAUGUCCAAAGCUGCUCAAACCCAUAAGCUAAGAAAACUGCGAGCUCCGUCUAAGUGCAGGGAGUGUGACAGUCUGGUUGUUUUCCAUGGAGCUGAGUGUGAGGAGUGCUCCCUGGCCUGCCAUAAGAAGUGCCUAGAGACGCUUGCUAUCCAGUGUGGCCAUAAAAAGCUGCAAGGCAGACUACACCUGUUUGGUAUUGACUUUGCCCAAGCAGCAAAAAACAGCCCAGAUGGUAUCCCCUUUAUCAUCAAGAAGUGCACAUCUGAGAUUGAGAGUCGAGCCCUCAACAUCAAGGGGAUUUAUCGUGUUAAUGGUGCCAAAUCACGUGUUGAGAAGCUCUGUCAGGCAUUUGAAAAUGGGAAGGACUUGGUUGAGCUGUCUGAUCUCUCACCACACGACAUCAGCAACGUCCUCAAACUCUACCUGAGACAGUUACCAGAGCCAUUGAUCCUGUAUCGAUACUACAACGACAUCAUUGGCUUGUCAAAAGAGUGUCAGAGAGUGAUAGUGGAGGAGAAUGAUAAACCUCAGAGCACCCAGACAGGAGAGAAAGCCGGUCCGAGUGUGCAGCUCAACAGAGUCAUCUUCAAGAUCCGAGAUCUGCUGCGCCAGCUGCCCUCAGCCAACUACAGGACUCUGCGCUACCUUAUAGCACACUUGAACAAAGUGACAGAGCAGGCAGAAGAGAACAAGAUGACUGCGAGUAACCUGGGCAUUAUCUUUGGCCCCACACUGGUGAAGCCACGGCAGACAGAUGCAGAGGUGUCCCUGUCCUCCCUGGUGGACUACCCCUACCAGGCCCUGAUGGUGGAGCUGCUCGUGCGACACUUCAAAGCGGUCUUUGACGCAUCACUCCUGUCUGGCUCGGACAUGGCCCCCACUGGCCAAGGGUCUCCCAGACUCACCCCUCAAGAGAAAGUGCAGAGGCUCAGCAGACACUCCACCUCCCUGAUGGACAUCAAAGAGAGUGCCAAAGCCUACAAAAGAUAUUCAUCAGUGAUCCCAUCCUCACACAUCCUGGACGAGGUGCAGGAGGUCCAGCCAGGAAAAGACAGAACAGAGGUCUCAGCCCUGGAUAGACUCAAUGGGAUCCAGACAUCUAGUGGAGCAGAAGUCCAGAGGUCAACCCUAGUGUUUGGCCGUCCCAGCACCACCGUGGCCUCUACCACCAACGUGGCACCAAAAGUCCAGCUACGCACCCAGCGCACCAGACAGGCGUCUCGACCGAUCAGCAUGCCGCUGGAACGUCUGCCUGCCCCCGCUCAGCUCAGCGAGAGGAAUAAUCGUAACACUGCUGCUAAUGUUGACGUAACCUCCUCUGAGCGGGAUACCACCGCUGAAACUAUACAGGAGAUACCAGAGCCAGAAAAGGCACGCCAAAGUGGCUCAUCCAGAGUAAGCACCUACUACAUCACGCCAUUCAUUGACACACAGGCGAUGCAGAGGAGAACAUGGGACAGGAAGUACAAGCACUAUGAUGUUACACCCAGGACUGCUAUGAUCGUUGCCAACCUGCCGCCUGCCAGCUCUGGAGUGGCACCUAUAAAGGCAACAGUGCCUCUCAGUCAUAACCCAACUGUAACUACUGCCUCUGUGGCAUUGACCACAACUAGUGUGAGCACCAUAUUCUCCACCAGCCCUUACACAGCGUCAGCCAGGCCUGUCUGGACUACUAAAAGGGAAAAUGACACAAAUAAUUCAGUCAGUGAAUCUAGCAGCUCACCAAACCUUCCACUAACACUCAGGGCACCGAGGACUCUGCAGCCUCCUCCUGGAACUUUCUACAAGCCGCCUACUUCUAUUAACAGCAGAGCAAGGACGCUUCCUAACUGGACUACUACUGUCACCACCAUCACCACCACCACCACCACCACCUCCUCCUCACUUGCCCCCAUCACCUCUAGCCAGGUAGUCACCCCAUCCCCUGCCCCUACAAGCCCCCCACCGACACGGCUCCAGACGCAGGACUCCACUGACAGCGCCAUUGACCCUGGGGUCUCGACCUCAGCUAGCCUCUCACCCCCCCAGUCCCCACCCCCAAGUAGCCCUGACGACCUCAGCCCCAGCGAGACUAAACCCGUCUACCAAAGACUGCGACCUCGGCGGCUGCAGGAGCUUGAACACAGAGAAGCUCAUUUUGUCUGAUGCCAAAAAAAUAUAUUAUAUCUGUAAAUAUUAAUGUAUCUGUGCCAUUGUGUAUACUGGGGGAAACAUCAGCAAGCUGAGAUUGGGGAGAAAAAAAUGGGUCUGUGAAAUAAACCAUGAAAGUGUUUUAAGUACUAAUAUAUUCUAUUCUACAUGUUGAAGUCAUAGUUUCAACAGUGGUUGGUCUAAGCAUUCAAAACAAGCAAAUAGCAAAAAUGUGGCACAGACUUGAAUGUUUAGUGUCACAUUUUUAAAUAAAUAUAUGUGAAUCGUCUGUUUUUAUGUCAAAAAUGUCAUUGUCAUGUCAAGUUAUGUCAUUGCCAACCACAAAAUGGAUUUCUUUCUAUCAAUGUUUGAUUUGUUCCAAAAUUAUAUUUUAUUGUAAUCACACAAUGCACUUAAUACAGGUUCAAAUUGUAAUGUUGCCUUUAUUGUUAAAAUGUUGUAUUUUAUUCCACAAGGAAUGGAUGGAAGUAUUUUUAACAUGAGGUUCUUAAUUAUAAAGAAUUCAAUGUUUUAAAGUUUUGAAUUUUCCAUUGUAGCCUGUGAUUGGUACAUUUUUUCUCAGUAUGUAAACCUUAUGUAUCUGUUUACGAUUUUUAUAUUCAUUCAUACAUACUGCAUGUUUGUCACAGUAAUUUUGUCUCAUUGCAAUAUUGUGACUAUACAGAAGAAAAAUGACAUGACAACAGUUCUUGCUGCAAAUUAAAAAUGUAGUUUAAACUGUUA